This is a messenger RNA of Lucilia cuprina (Australian sheep blowfly), 684 nucleotides long. It is a transcript of the gene CSN8, whose product is annotated as COP9 signalosome complex subunit 8. The coding region runs from base 112 to 666 and encodes 184 amino acids. The transcript has 4 exons. Gene Ontology annotation, biological process: COP9 signalosome assembly; protein deneddylation. The record is from RefSeq and is a predicted model, not a curated record. Gene Ontology annotation, cellular component: COP9 signalosome. Lineage: Eukaryota; Metazoa; Arthropoda; Insecta; Diptera; Calliphoridae.
AAUUUACAACCGUGCUGUUGCUCUCAGGUGCUAGUACCUUGUUAAGUAUACCGUGAUAUUUAGUAAUUCAGUUAAUGAAAAAUAAAACAAACAGCUAAAUAAUUUACCAUUAUGGAAAAAUACAAUGAACAAAUUGAGUUGUUAGAAAAGGAGGAGCUAGAGAUGCCCACGUCGGAAGUAAAUUUGUACAUCAAACUUAUGGCAUAUUACUUGGUACAAAAUAAACUAUUUGAUGCCAAAUUUCUUUGGAGUCGCAUUCCGGUGAAUUUUAAAGCUGAAACUAAAGAAUUGCAAAGAUUAAACGAGUUACAAAGAAACCUUGCCUCCAAUAAUCUAGCUGAAGUCUUAAUAAAUAUAAGUAAAACUGAAUGGUCAGACGAAAUCAAGGGUGUGAUGGAUGAUCUAAAAGAAAUUACAAUGGAAAACAUUUUUCGGUUGAUCGGAAAUUCAUACACCUCAAUCUUGGAUGAAACUCUAGUCUCGUUAACAAAUCUUCAUGAAGACCAAUUUAAGCAAAAAUGCGCGGACCUUGAUUGGACAGUUGAAAAUUGUGAUCAGCAAUUAGUUAUACAUCCAAAGAAACCAGCAUCAAUUGCAAAUAAUAAUGCCGAUUCGGAAUAUCAAUUAUCUAAGUUGACCGAAUUUGUAUCUUUCUUAGAAAAUUAAAAUUUUUUUAAAAUUAAA